AAUAUUGCAUAACGCCGCGGUGUGGAAUUUCUUAUGGAGAACUGUCAGUAAAAUGCCCACCGUGGUCAGUCGGCUACUUGAGGAAUACAAAGAAGCAGAAUCAGGAUUGAAAAUCGAUCCGGCUCGUUGGCAAACUUGUGUGACCGAGACACAAGCAACUUUUGGAAUGGUCAUUGGACGAAUUUUUGUCAAUCAAAAAUUUGAUCAGAAAAGCAAAGAGGCCGCGACCGAAAUGAUUACCGAGAUUCGUGAGGCAUUCAAAGAAAAUUUUGCCACUGUGGAAUGGAUGCAAGAAGAGGACAAAGUCAAAGCGAUUGAAAAGGUGGAUACCAUGAAGGCUUCGGUUGGAUAUCCACCCGAUAUCAAUGAUAUCGCGAAAGAGACACGUGUGUACGCGUCCAUUAAGAAUAUGAGCGUUGACACCUAUUUGGAGAACUACUUGGCGUGUUCAGAAGCCCUCUUCCGAGAUCACAUGAACCUACUUCGUACGAUGAAUAAGGAUGAAUGGGAGUUAUCCCCACAUAUUGUGAACGCGUUUUACAAAGACAAUGCGAACCACAUCUACUUUCCCGCCGGAAUACUCCAAAAUCCAGUGUACGAUCAUAAACACCCUUUGUCUCUCAACUUUGGCGGCAUCGGAAUGGUUGUGGGCCACGAGAUUACUCAUGCGUUUGAUCAAUACGGUUCCAAACGUGACGCACAAGGCAACCUGCGGCAGUGGUGGAGCAACAAGACCCGAGAGGCAUUCGAGCGCAAUUCCCAAUGCAUGAUUGAACAGUACAGCAAUUACAGCGUCUUGAACACAAGUCUCAAUGGUAAAAUGACCUUGGGAGAAAAUAUCGCUGACAACGGAGGAAUUAAAGCCGCCUACAAAGCGUUUAAGAAGCUGGAGGCAAAAUACUCCGAUGGUCCCAUCCUGCCGGGAUUGAAUUUCACUUCGGAUCAGUUGUUCUUUCUGUCAUUUGCCCAGCUGUGGUGCGUGAAACACCUUCCAAGGUCAGUACUAAACACCGUUCUAUUUGACGUUCACACGGUGGAUCAGUACAGAGUCAUUGGAACUUUGACCAACUCCGAGGAUUUUGCGCGCGUGUUUAAGUGCCCAGUAGGAUCAUACAUGAAUCCUGAGAAGAAGUGUAAAGUAUGGUGAAUGCGUUUUCGGAAUGCACCCUUUUCAUCACUCUGGGCAUGUAUACAUAUCGAGUGGUUAUGUUCAAUUCCUGCAGUCCAGUUCGUCGUGUCAUCGGCGAACAAAGUGACCGUUUUUCAAGCCGAAGACGCCCGUUAACCGCCAUCUGAACAAACUUAUGUGAAACUCCCAGCUCGCCCACCUUCAACGCGUCAUUAAUCAUCAUCCAACUUAAUAUUGAGCACUGUGAAGAUUUUUACCAUGCGGUAUCAUCAGACAUCCUUCGAUCACAUCAAUUUCUCCAUAUUUCUCAGCUGCACUGCAUUUUACUCGUUUUGAUUUUACCACAACCAUUUUAACUACACAUUAUUUGUGUGAUCCAGACCAUUUGUCCUCCCGACCUGUCAAUCGCUCAUCGAAAUUCCUCACAAUGUGGUUUCCCACUCAGUGUAUUUUUAUGCUGAUCGUUGCAGUGGCUCAUCCGGCCUGCUUGACCAUGUGUAAGGCGGUGUCGCUUUAUAUGGUCUCCAUACAUUUGUAAAUUUUUCCCCCACCCACAAAUUGUUCGUAUUGUGACUUUUUAUUGAUUGUAUCCACGUUCGAACGAAUUCAUUCGCUACCACUGUGGUCUGCUC
Molecule: messenger RNA, 1761 nt
Organism: Dicrocoelium dendriticum
Lineage: Eukaryota; Metazoa; Platyhelminthes; Trematoda; Plagiorchiida; Dicrocoeliidae
Source: the annotation of a GenBank genome assembly